Messenger RNA from Topomyia yanbarensis, 1417 nucleotides. RefSeq names its product GPI mannosyltransferase 1 (gene PIG-M). Lineage: Eukaryota; Metazoa; Arthropoda; Insecta; Diptera; Culicidae. Gene Ontology annotation, molecular function: alpha-1,4-mannosyltransferase activity; GPI mannosyltransferase activity. Gene Ontology annotation, biological process: GPI anchor biosynthetic process. Gene Ontology annotation, cellular component: glycosylphosphatidylinositol-mannosyltransferase I complex; membrane. The record is from RefSeq and is a predicted model, not a curated record. The transcript has a single exon. Bases 1 to 1338 code for a protein of 445 amino acids.
AUGAUAUCUUUUAAGAAACAUCUUAUGAUCGGUAUCGGAAUUAGAUUUUUUCUCGUAUACUACGGUGAAGUUCAAGACAGUCUAUCAGAUGUCCAAUACACCGAUGUGGAUUACCGUGUGAUCACCGAUGGAGCUAGUCAUGUUCUAGACUUAAACUCGCCGUACAAGCGGCAUACUUUCCGUUACACGCCACUUUUGGCAUAUCUAGUUCUGCCAAAUCUACUGAUUCACCACACCUUCGGCAAAUUUGUUUUCUCUUUGUUUGACAUUUUGAUUGGUUUGUUGAUAAAAUGGAUUCUGUUGAAUUGUUACAGAGAAAACAAAAUUUCCAUAGAAAAAAAGCUUUUGAAGCUGGAGACACUAAACAACAGAAACAAGUACUUCAUCAAAAGGAAGAAUGAAAAUCUUAGCAACAGCAAUGAAACGUUGCCACCGAAGUAUAUCCGGAUGGCAGAGUUAAGCGCAUACUUCUGGCUGUACAACCCGCUAACCAUGGUGAUUGCAACACGAGGAAAUGGAGAUUGCGUAUCGUGUUCGUUGGUUCUCAUAGCUGUCUAUUUUCUCCUACGGAACAAACAAACCACUUUGCAGUAUUUCGUGGCUGGACUUUUUCUUGGACUGUCCAUCCAUUUCCGGCUCUACCCGAUUGGUUUUUGUCUGGCAUUCUACCUUGCGGUGCUCGACAAACCUUUGCAAACCUUCACAGAUUACACUCAGGCUAUUCUCAUACCAAACGCAAAACAACUGGCCCUGGUAUUUGGAACCAUAGCAGCUUUGAUUAUAUCGACCAGUUUUUUCUAUUUCUUGUACGGUCAUCAAUAUUUUUACGAGUCGAUUCUGUUCCAUUUAGUUCGAAAAGACACUCGCCACAACUUUUCCCUUUAUUUUUACCUUCAAUACCUUAGUAUCAACUAUUCCAUAACUUUGCUGGAGAAAAUUCUCACCUUCCUGCCGCAGCUUAUCCUGAUAGUCACACUAACCAUUCGGUACGGCAAACAUCGUCAAACGCUGGGAUUUUCCCUAUUCACCAUAGCUUUUGUGAUGGUCACCUACAACCCAGUGGUAACAUCGCAGUACUUCGUUUGGUUUCUGUCACUGCUGCCGUUGAGUGUGAAAAAUUUCAAAAACAUUGGCCUCCGAAAAGCAAUUUUCAUGCCAGUGAUGUGGUUCAUCUCCCAGGGCGGCUGGCUGCUGCCUGCUUAUCUGCUCGAGUUCAAAGGCUGGAACACGUUCGAGUUCGUCUGGAUUCAAAGUGUGGUAUUUUUCUUCUCCAAUAUACUAAUACUGCAGAUGUUAGUGUCGAACUAUGAUGUGAGUUACAAUUAUAAGAUAGAUUGAAGAUUUGACGAGUUUAAAUUUGAAAUCAUUCUGUGGUACAUUUUGUAAUCGGAAUAAAAAAAAUAUGUAAAAUAUUUUA